Malassezia vespertilionis is the source of this 2880-nucleotide messenger RNA. It is a transcript of the gene YCG1, whose product is annotated as chromosome condensation complex Condensin, subunit G. The coding region runs from base 1 to 2880 and encodes 959 amino acids. Gene Ontology annotation, biological process: mitotic chromosome condensation. The record is from RefSeq and is a predicted model, not a curated record. The transcript has a single exon. NCBI's taxonomy places the organism in Eukaryota, Fungi, Basidiomycota, Malasseziomycetes, Malasseziales, Malasseziaceae. Gene Ontology annotation, cellular component: condensin complex; condensed chromosome.
AUGCCGAGUGCGAUCGACGCCAAGGCACUGGCGGAGAGUGUGCAGGCGCAGCUUCCUGCGCACUUUCAGGAUGCGCAGCAUUCUUUGGCGAACCACCGUAAGAAUGUAGUGUCACUCUAUCGGCUGCACACCCAGUGUGCGCAGCUCACGGAGCAGACGCCGCGCGGGACGAGACUGCUUGGGGAAAAAGCGUUCAACGAGUGCUUUUUCGUAUGCUUGAACCGCGUGCUUGCGCUCAAGAAAGGAGUGAGCAAUGCAGACCGUAUCUGCAAGUUUAUUUCCGCGUAUGCCGCGUACGCCAAGGAGCAAUUUGAGUGCGCCGCAGCAAAGGCAGCGGCAAACACAGAAGACACGCCCGCCACGCGUUUUGUCACGAUUAUGCUGAAACACUUGCUAAAAGGCUUCCGUGCCAAAGACAAGAACGUGCGCCUGCGCUGCUGUAGCUGUGUUGCGCUGCUGGUCAACGUCGUGGACAGUAUUGACGACGAGCUCUUCCAAACUCUCUCGGGCUUUUUGCUCGAGCGCCUCGGAGACCGCGAAGCGAGUGUGCGCGUCCAGGCAGCGGUUGCGAUUGCUCGUCUUCAGCUGAGCGACGAGGAAGACGAUGCGAGCACCACGCGGCUCCUCCUUCACCUGCUGCGCCACGACCCAAGCGCCGAAGUGCGCCGCGCAGCGCUGUUCAACAUCACGCCGAGCCAAGCAACGCUGCCCUACAUCAUUGAGCGUCUGCAGGAUGUGGAUGCGACAAACCGGCGGUGUGUGUAUGUAGGCUCGCUCAAAUUACUGCUUCAGCUGCAGCCGACGACGGAGCUGGACGGCGUGACGAUCGCGUCGGGGCUGGGCCUCUCCGAGACAGCGGCAGCCGAAGUCGUGCGAAUCGGACUGCACGAGCGCGAGGCGAGUGUGCAAAAAGCUGCGCGCAAACUUAUGCUUCGUUGGCUCGACGCGUUUGGUGGCGACAUGGUGCGGCUGCUCGAUCAAUUGCACGUUGCGCACCACGAGAGCGGCGAGCCUGUCGUGAUGGCGCUGCUGGAAGAGGAUGCAGCCCUGGUUGACCGCACCGCGGCGCUGCUUGGUGACCAGCAGGUGUUCUGGGCCGAGACUACGCCUUCCAAAGCGCUGCUGGCCAAGUGCUUUGUCCUCUUUUGCAAGCACGCCAACGAUGACGCGCGCUUAGACGCGUGUUUACCGCCGGUCACCGCACUUGUCUUUCGCAUCGAGGCAGAGUAUGUGCAGCUGUGCGCGCUUCUCGAGCAGCAGGCUGCCGAGGAGAUGGAGGAGGACAUGCCUGCGAUCCAGGACCAUCGCUCAUUAUCCCGCAUUGUUGUUGUGCGUGAAAUGCUGGCGGUCGCGAUGCACUGUGACUACGGCGACGAGAUGGGCCGGCGAAAAAUGUUUAUGCUUGUACGCGAAAUGCUCGGAAACGCGUGGUUGCCAGCGGUACUGAUUCCAUUCUGCCUCGACGUGCUGCUGCAGCUCUCUAGUGGGCAGCGCGACUUUGUGCAAAUGGUCGUCGAGCUCGUCCAGGCGCUCGACGCUGAGACCGAAGAAGACAUAGACCCAGAUCUCAGCGCGCGAGCGCCGCUGUCGUGGCAAGCGCGCCUGGACGCAGACGCGGAUCCAGCGUCGGCCGCACAGCGCGCGGCGUUGGAUGCGCGGCGCUUGCUGAUUGUGCGCACGAUGCUGGAGCGUGUCGUGUCGCAAUUGCAAGACAAUACCGCGUUCCAUGGCCUGAUUCCCCAGCUGAUUGUGCCUGCGGUACGGAGCAAAGAUGCGGUGGUGCGCGAAGAAGGCCUCGUAUGCCUUGGACUCUGCUCUCUGCUCGACCAAAAAAUGGCGCUGGAUACAUUUCCGCUCCUUCUCGACCAAAUUCAGCGCGCGUCGGGAAGAAUACGUGUGCGCUGCAUACAAAGCUUGUUUGAUUUGAUUGUCGUGCACGGCAUCGCCGCACUGUGUACUCGGUCCGCCGACGUCGCGGCCCAGUCGGAAUUUGACGGGGACUUGGAGCGCGGCAUGCACUUUGCGCAGCAGCAAAUGGUUGGUUUCUUGCUUUCGCUCCUAGAGCACGACGACGCGGAUGUGCAGACAACAGUAGCCGAAGGCACCGCCAAGCUGAUGCUCACGGGCGCGCUGGCAGAAGACGACGUGCUUAAAAGUCUCGUGCUUACCUACAUGAGCCCCGACACCGUGGACAAUGCAGUGCUGCGCCAGUGCCUGAGCUACUUCUUGCCGCUGUACUGCAGCUCGCAUGCGCGGCAUCAGCGCAUGAUCCAGCGCAUCUUUCUUGAUACGUUCCAAGUGCUUGCAAACGUGCACGAAGAGCCUGAGACGCAGGAUAUGGUGGCACCUGCCCAGGUUGCCCUGCAGCUUGCCGACUGGUGCAAUCCCGAGAAACUGAUGCUGUCGGACCCUGACGAAGAUGUGCACGUCGAUCUGGCCAUCGAGCUCUUGCACAUCUUGUUCACGCUGCGGCACAAGGAGCAGCGCAAAGCGCUCGUCCAAGUACUCAACAAAUUGUACCUUCCUCCGUCGCUCGAUGCGGUGCGUGCAAAAACGCUGGGGAUUCUUGUGCACGAACUGCGGCAGUACUUUGUACAUGAAGACGCCACUGUGCGCAGUGCGCUUGCACGGUUCGACUCGAGCGUAGACAAGCGGUACGCAGCGCAGUGCUCGCCUUGGGCGCCGGCAUUGGCGCGUGCGGAUGGGACAUUGGCCUCCGACGCAUUCGCCGCGCUUGACGCAUUUUUCACGCAGCUUCCUCCGCCGCCUGCCGCGCCUCGUCAAGGGCGCACGCGCAAGAAUGCACGCAAAGACACAUCCGAGGAAGAGGAGUCGCUGGACGAGAGCCAUGAUUAUUCUCACGAUGAGGUUGCGCUGUAG